This is a messenger RNA of Eptesicus fuscus (big brown bat), 5039 nucleotides long. RefSeq names its product TAR (HIV-1) RNA binding protein 1 (gene TARBP1). Gene Ontology annotation, biological process: tRNA methylation. The transcript has 30 exons. Lineage: Eukaryota; Metazoa; Chordata; Mammalia; Chiroptera; Vespertilionidae. Gene Ontology annotation, molecular function: RNA binding; tRNA (guanine) methyltransferase activity. The coding region runs from base 25 to 4824 and encodes 1599 amino acids. The record is from RefSeq and is a predicted model, not a curated record.
CGGCGGCGGCGGCGCGCGGGGCAAAUGGAGUGGAUUCUCGCGGAAGCGUUGCUCGGGCAGAGCCGGGACCCCCGGGUCCUGCUCCGGACGCUGUGCCGCGGGGAGGCGUCCGCGGAGCGCGUGGAGACGCUGCACUUUCUCCUGCAGCGGCUGGAGGACGAGGCGGCGCGCGGCGGCGGGGACGCGCUCCCGGAGGCCGCGCGCGAAGUCGCCGCCGGCUACCUGGUGCCGCUGCUGCGCCGCCUGCGCGCACGCCCCGCGGGGGCCCCGGACUCGGACACGCCGGCCCGGCCCCGCCGGCGCCUGCUGAGGGCGGCGGGCGCGGCCCUGCGGUCCUGCGCGCGCCUCGCGGGGGGCCCGCCGCUGGCGGCCGCGCUGGCUGAGGAGGCGCUGCGCGACCUGCUGGCCGCGGGGGCCGUGCCCGGCCUCGAGGGGGGCGCCGAGGCGGCCGUGGAGGUGCUGGCGGCCGUGGGGCCCUGCCUGCGGCCCCGCGAGGACGGGCCGCUGCUGCAGCGCGUGGCGGAGGCCGCGCUGGCCCUGGCGCUGGCCGGGGACGGGGAGGCGGCGGCGCUGGCGGCCGGGCGGCUGCUGCCGGCGCUGGGCCGGGGCGGCGGGGCGGCGCUGCGGGCCGUGUGGGGCGGGCUGGUGGCGCCCUCGGGGCCGGGCCGCGUGGGCCCGCGGCUGCAGGUGCUGAGUGCCCUGGCCGAGCGGCUGCUGCCCGCGCCCGGCGAGGGCGAGGCGGGCCCGGACGCGCGGCGCUGCGCGCGGUUCUGGCGGACGGUGCAGGCGGGGCUGGCGGACGCCGAGGACGCGCUGACCCGCAAGCGCGCGCGGUACCUGCUGCAGCGGGCGGUGGAGGUGUCGGCCGAGCAGGGCGUCCCUUGCACCUGCGGCUCCGGGGAAGCACACGGCCCAAGUCUGUUUUGGUGGUCUGAGGAAAAAAAAGAUGAGCUUCUCAAGUUCUGGGAAAACUAUAUUUUAAUAAUGGAAACUCUAGAAGGAAAUCAGAUUCAUGUGAUAAAGCCAGUUCUGCCGAAGCUAAACACCCUGUUUGACUCUGCGGUGUCAGAGGGAACCGGACGGUGGCUCCUGCACCCCUCCUGGCACCUGUGUGUUUACAAAAGAAUGUUGGAAAGCGAGAACAAAAUCCUGGCCAGGGAAGGUGUCACCCACUUCUUGCAGCUCCCCGAAGCGAAGGUGCUUCCGCUCUCACCGGAGUUUUCGGAGUUCAUUAUCGGACCACUAAUGGACGCACUUUCAGAGAGCUCUCUGUAUGGCAGGUCGCCGGGCCAGCAGAUAGGAAGUGGGUCUCCACUGGGAUUGAAGUUACAGAGCUUUUUAGCUGCUUAUGUUUCUCUUCUUCCAGAAGAACUAAAGAGUAGUUUUCUGUUAAAGUUUAUUCAGAAGAUGUCGAGUAGACAUUGGUGUGCUGUUCCCAUUUUGUUUCUGUCUGAGGCUUUGGCCAGCGUCCCGAGAUGCAAGGCCCUGGGUCUGGAAGGCCUCCUGGCCCUCAGGGGCGUCCUCCAGUGCACCAUGGCCACUCACCAGAUCCUGCUGCGCGGGGCCGCCCAGUGCCAUCUGCUCCACGCGGCCAUGAACCUGGUCGACGUGGAGGAAGUGUCGCUGUCCGACAUCUCCGCGUUUCUCACGUCUCUGAGACAGGAGGAGUCCCUGGGCCGGGGGACGGCACUGUGGACAGAGCUCUGUGAUUGGUUGCGUGCUAAUGAGAGCUGUUUUGGACGACCCUCAACUUGUGGCUCCAUCGGACUUCAGGAGACGUGCUCUUUAAACGCUUACGUCAAGAGCCUCGUUCAAGAGUUCAUUACGUCACCUGCUUGGGAAACCGGAGAAAACUGCCGGAUGCCUGCCUGGGCUGAAGCCAAGCUGGUUGCUCUGAUGGUCUUGCUGGCUGUGGACGUGGAAGGAAGGAAGACCCAACACAGCGAGCGGCAGAGGACACAGAACGUGUUGAGGCUAUUCCUCGAUCCCCUCCUGGACGCCCUCGCCAAGUUGGGUUCGAAUGCCUACCUGCCCCUGCGGAAGACGGACAGGUGCCUGCAGGCGCUGGUGACGCUGCUGCGCACGUGCUCGCCGAAGGGCGCCAGCGCCCGGGAUGACGAGGUGUCUCCUCUCCUCCAGGACCUUGUCGCGUCCGCCGCCGAGAGCAUCUCCGACUUCCUCCUCAGGAGACUCACUCUGAAUGAGCUGAGCACUGCUGCAGACCUGGAUCGCUGCCAGCUGUACCUGCAGGUCCUCGCUGAGCUGGCGGGCCUCCCCGGGAAGCGGGGCGAGAGAGGCAGCCCCGUCCUGAGAAUCAUUUCCCCGUUGAGAGACGCAUCCAUCCGGCACCUGCAGGACACGGACGGUGGGCUGGUGCCCACGCUCGGGAGGCAGGUUCAGAGGGCGGUCAGCAUGGCUGCCCUGGCCGCGGUGUGUGAGGUGUGCGAGGCCCUCGGCCAGACGCCAGAGCUGCAGCGGGACCCUCCGGACGCCGGGCCCUCGGAGAGGCUCCUCGCCGCCCUCCCGCUCAGUCAGAGGCUGCAGAAGCCGCAGCCGGAGGAGCAGAGCAGUCUUCCGGAAGAGUCGUCGCCUUCCCCGGGAUGGGGCAGGAUAGCUGCGCAGUACGUCCACGACCAGUGGGCCUGCCUCUCGUUCCUGCUGAAGGAGCCCCACGCCCUGCUCCCCGCCUCGGAGGGUGCGCCCCCGGACCCUGUCCUGCCCGCCACACAGACGCCAGCGAGGACACUGCAGGCUGCGCUCGCCGCCCUCACGGUCCUCCCCUCCGAUCGCGUUCUGCCCGUGUUUCGCUGCAUGAAACUGCUGGUUCCCCAGCUUCUGGCCUCCUCUGAGUCGGUCUGCGUAGAGGCUUUUGACAUGGCUUGGAAAAUUAUCUCUACUCUAAGCAACACUCAGCUGGUAUUCUGGCCCAAUUUAAAAGCUUUUGUUCAGUUUGUGUUUGAUACCAAGGUUCUUACCAUUGCUGCAAAAAUCAAGGGCCAGGCAUACUUCAGAAUAAAAGAGAUUAUGCACGAGAUGAUUGAAAUGUCUGCUGUAAAAACCGGAGUCUUCAAUACCCUGGUAACUCACUGCUGCCAGUCGUGGCUAGUUCCUGCUCCAGAUGGGUCCCAGGGGUCUUUUUCCAAUGCUACCAAUUACAGCGAACUGGUCCUGGAGGCGUGUGUAUUUGGAACUGUGUUCAGGCGUGAUCAGAGACUAAUUCAGGACGUACAGACCUUUAUCGAAAAUCUUGGACAUGAUUGUGCGGCAAAUGUUGUUAUUGAAAAUACCCAAAGAGAGGACCACUAUGUCCGAGUUUGUGCUGUCAAAUUCCUGUGCUUGUUAGAUGACUCCAGUGUGGCUCAUAAGGCGUUUGUGGAAGACCUUGCCAUCAAGCUGUUAGAGAAAGAGGCUCUGGUGUCCUCGUCCAGAACGCGGUGCUACGUGAACUCCCAGCAGCACCGAGUGAAGAACCGCGUGUGGCAGGUCCUGCUCGUGCUUUUCCCCCGCUUCGACCAGAAUUUCUUGAAUAGAAUCAUUGACAAGAUUUUGCAGGCUGGUUUUAUCAACAACCAGGCGUCCAUCAAGUAUUACAUAGAAUGGAUUAUUAUACUGAUUCUUCAUAAGUUUCCUCAGUUUCUUCCGAAGUUCUGGGAUUGCUUUUCUUGUGGUGAAGACCAUCUUAAAACAAGCAUUUGUACAUUCUUAGCGGUUUUGUCCCAUUGGGACAUCAUUACUCAAAACCUUACAGAAAAGACGCUGGCUCUGAAGCAGGCCCUGGUCCUCGCGCUGCAGUGGGGCUUCAGCCACAACUUCAGUGUCCGCCUGUACGCGCUGGUCGCGCUGAACAAAGUCUGGGGCAUGUGUAAGACGCUGCAGAUGGGGGAGCUGGACGCUCUGGCGUCCGUGAUCGAGUCCAGUCUCAGCCAGGUGGAGAGCACGCCGGGAGCAGGGAACGCCAAGAAGAACUGGCAGCGCAUCCAAGACCAUUUCUUUUUUGCGACGUUCCACCCGCUCCGGGACUACUGCCUGGAGACCAUAUUUCACAUCCUUCCGCGCCUUGCAGGCCUUGUUGAAGACGAGUGGAUCGCCAUCGACAAGUUUGCCAAGUUCACGGACCUUCCCUCGGGGGCAGGGGCUCAUCGCUACCUCUCUGCGACGCAGCUGCGCGAGCUGAGGCCGGGGGACUGGGCUCAGCAGGACGCAGGCGCGCGCUCCGGGGAAGCAGACGAGCAGUCCGCGUGGACAGAUGUUCAGAAGAAGAUACUCCCGUGGAGACACUCCGCUCCCGACGCAGACCUGGAGCUGCUAUUUCAGGAUCGUGCUGCCAAGCUCGGCAAGGCCAUCGGCCGCUUGAUCGUAGUGGCCUCCCUCAUCGACAAGCCCACCAACUUGGGAGGCCUGUGCCGCACCUGCGAGGUGUUCGGGGCGGCAGCCUUGGUGGUCGGCAGCCUCCAGUGCGUCAGCGACAAGCAGUUCCAGCAGCUCAGCGUCUCGGCGGAGCAGUGGCUGCCUCUGGUGGAGGUAAAGCCGCCGCAGCUGGCGGCCUACCUGAGGCAGAAGCAGGCGGAAGGCUACACGGUCAUCGGCGUGGAGCAGACGGCCCGCAGCACGGCCCUGACCCAGUACUGCUUCCCGGAGAGGUCGCUGCUCCUGCUGGGAAACGAGCGUGAAGGAAUCCCCGCCGGUCUGAUCCAGCAGCUGGACGUGUGCGUGGAGAUCCCGCAGCAGGGCAUCACGCGCUCGCUCAACGUCCACGUGAGCGGAGCCCUGCUCGUCUGGGAGUACAGCCGGCAGCAGCUGCACAGGCGAGGGGCCCCAGCCUGAGGCCCCCUUCCUCUGAGGAGCUGGCGGUGCUAGUGGAACAGCUGGAAAGUAUUCGCACAAAUGAAACAAGUUCUGGAUUUACUAGAAUAAUUUGUGCAUUUUUUCCUUAUGCCAAACUUUUUCACGUGCCUUAAACAUAGUACGCUAAAUUUGUAUUGCUUCUUUAGUAAAAUGUUUUAAGCAGUUGUGGAAAUAAAACUAUUUUUAAAAGAUCA